Molecule: messenger RNA, 636 nt
Organism: Dovyalis caffra
Lineage: Eukaryota; Viridiplantae; Streptophyta; Magnoliopsida; Malpighiales; Salicaceae
Source: the annotation of a GenBank genome assembly
AUGAGGUUAUCAGGGUCUUUCUACAGAGCUUUAGCCUUUAGGGCACCAGGUGAGGCACAGAAGAUUGAUCGAAUUAUGGAGAUGUUUGCCGAACGUUACUGCAAAUGUAAUCCAAAAGUUUUUAGUAGUGCUGACACAGCCUAUGCCCUUGCUUACUCUGUGAUAAUGCUCAAUACUGAUGCUCAUAAUCCCAUGGUGAAGAAUAAGAUGUCACCUGAUGACUUUAUAAGAAACAAUCUUGGCAUUGAUGAUGGAAAAGAUCUACCUGAGGAGUACUUGAGGUCAGUUUAUUAUGCUGCAACAGAUGUGGUGAUUUCUAGAUUCAUGAUUGAGGUAUACUGGGCUCCUAUGUUGGCUGCCUUCAGUGUGCCUCUUGACCAAAGUGACGAUGAAGUAGUGAUAGCUCUGUGUCUUGAAGGUAUCCACUGUGCUAUCCAUGUUAUUGCUGUGAUGUCCAUGAAGACUCAUAGAGAUGCUUUUGUGACUUCAUUAGCUAAGUUUACUUCGCUCCACUCUCCUGCUGAUAUCAAGCAGAAAAAUAUUGAUGCCAUCAAGAAUGACUCUGAAAAGGCCGAACAAACUAAGUCAACCAUCCUCCCUGUACUGAAAAAGAAGGGACCUGGGAGGAUGCAGUAA